This is a messenger RNA of Zerene cesonia (dogface butterfly), 2293 nucleotides long. Its product is annotated as hippocampus abundant transcript 1 protein. Gene Ontology annotation, molecular function: transmembrane transporter activity. Lineage: Eukaryota; Metazoa; Arthropoda; Insecta; Lepidoptera; Pieridae. Bases 119 to 1624 code for a protein of 501 amino acids. Gene Ontology annotation, biological process: transmembrane transport. Gene Ontology annotation, cellular component: membrane. The transcript is spliced from 2 exons. The record is from RefSeq and is a predicted model, not a curated record.
UUUGACGUUGAUAAUCUAACUCGUUAGCUCUUCAAGAUUUUCUCAAUGUAGUGUUUAGGUUUUCAAAAUGUCUUUAAUAUAAGUAGGUAAAUAGCAUAAACACCUAGUACAAUCUUAAAUGACGCCCACGAAGACCACGACAACUGAAGUAGAAAUGGUGAUACGGAAUAGAAAAACUGUUAUGAAAGACGGGAUUAUGACAAUGUCGGGCAUCGGUGAACCUUCGGUUGUGCACGCUCUGGUGGUGAUAUUUUUGGAAUUCUUCGCGUGGGGCCUGUUGACAAUGCCGAUUAUAUCAGUAUUAAACGCCACUUUCCCGGAUCAUACGUUUUUAAUGAACGGCCUCAUCAUGGGCAUCAAAGGAAUUCUAUCGUUUUUGUCUGCGCCUCUGAUUGGCGCUCUGUCGGACGUGUGGGGAAGGAAGUUUUUCCUGCUAGUGACCGUGUUCUUCACCUGUGCACCAAUUCCACUCAUGACAAUAAACACUUGGUGGUUCUUUGCUAUGAUAAGCAUAAGUGGAGUAUUCGCCGUGACCUUCUCAAUCGUAUUCGCGUACGUGGCUGAUGUGACUACUGAGGCUGAACGAUCUCGAGCCUACGGGCUGGUAUCCGCUACAUUCGCAGCAAGUAUGGUGAUAUCGCCUGCCCUGGGUGCUUACCUGAUGAGCAUCUACGGCGAAGCGCUGGUAGUAGUCGCAGCCACCGCCGUCGCGGUGCUCGAUGUAUUCUUUAUCAUGGUGGCAGUUCCUGAAAGUCUUCCUGAGAAAGUUCGACCCAGUGGCUGGGGGCCUGCUAUCAGCUGGGAGCAGGCUGACCCAUUCGCCGCUCUCCGGAAAGUUGGUGCGGAACGUACAGUGCUUAUGUUGUGUGUUGCAGUGUUCUUAUCGUAUUUGCCUGAGGCGGGACAGUAUUCUUGCAUUUUUGUGUACUUGAAACUCGUGAUGGGUUUUGGUGUGGUGCAGGUGGCGAUAUUUAUCGCAAUUGUGGGUGUUCUCAGUAUUGCUGUGCAAGUGGUGCUAGGUUUUCUAAUGAAAUCGCUUGGAGCUAAGCACACCAUAAUGGUUGGACUAUUGUUUGAAAUGCUGCAGCUUAUGUGGUAUGGCUUUGGAAGUAGAACAUGGAUGAUGUGGGCUGCUGGAGUUCUGGCAGCUCUGGGCUCCCUCACCUACCCAGCUAUCAGUGCCUAUGUAUCUGUAAACAGUCGAGCAGACAGACAAGGAGUUGUACAAGGCAUGGUGACCGGUGUUCGAGGCCUUUGCAAUGGCCUUGGGCCGGCCAUGUUUGGAGUGAUAUUCUAUCUAUUCCAUGUUGAUCUAAAUGAAGAUCAUGCUGUACAAGGAGUUGAAGGCCGACCUGUUGAAGAUAAUCUAAAUGAAGAUCAUGCUGUACAAGGAGUUGAAGGCCGACCUGUUGAAGAUAAAUAUGUGAGAAUUGUGCCAGGACCACCAUUUGUGUUGGGAGCCCUACUGGUGAUCUGCGCCCUGCUUGUUGCUGCAUUUUUGCCAGAAGACAAUGUGGUGAAUGCCCGGCGGCCCUCUCCCGACCUACGAUUCGAAAUUGAGCACGGCCGCCGCGUUGCCGGCCCCCUGUCGCCGUUGAUGGCUCCGGAGUCUGCGGCUCUCUAGCUAGCGGCCAAAACUGGCCGAGCGGCCAGUGUGUGAAUUCCAAAGCUGUUAGGCAGCGUGGCAGUGAAGGCAUUUAGAAGGUACCAAAGCAAACUCAGUGAAAUGCGAGUCUGUUCUAUAAACUGACUACAUUCCUAUCUAUCAUCUGAUUAAGUUCCGCUUCGUUACUGUUAAUGUUUUUUAAAACUUUUUACCUGUUUUUGUAAUUUUCGCUGGCUCUUGAGGGCAUGUACAUAUUAUAUAAAAUAAAUAUUUUAAAAUCAUCAUUGUACAAGUCCUCUGUUUCUAAUAUUUGACAUCACACAAUACUGGACAUUUCAUAUACUAAAUGAUAAGAUUUAGCUGUUUACAUCAGUAUUAGUAGGUAUGGAUUGGAUUUGGUGUGUACAAAGUGUUUAGGGAAUUCUUAUGUAGUUAUUUUAGAAGGUCAUUUUAAUUAAAAACCAAAUUUCUUCAGAACAAAAUUAUAAAUAUUUUAUUAAUUGGGUUUAUUCCAUAUUUCAUGUGAGUCAUUCUUAUCAAGGAAUGAAUAAACAAGAAAUCAUUAUAUGGCAUACUUUAGAUAAUAGUAAUUAUAAUAAAUAAAUUGUAAACAAGGUACCCACAGUGAAUCCAUUUUAGAAAAACAGAUUAUUAAUACAUAAAUUUCAUUUAACAUGAUAUAUUAUG